Molecule: messenger RNA, 873 nt
Organism: Stylophora pistillata
Lineage: Eukaryota; Metazoa; Cnidaria; Anthozoa; Scleractinia; Pocilloporidae
Source: RefSeq, a predicted model, not a curated record
UUAUGAUUCUUAUCCAUUCACCGUGGAGAAAGGAAUUAUUCCCUUGCCACAAGAAGAAGCAACUCGACUGAGAGACGGUCAUCACCAGAGUUUGGACAACUGAAAGAUGGAGUUGAAGGCGUAUCUCCUUUUCCUUGUCUUGUUCGUUGCCGCCACAUCUGCAGCGCGUAACUGUACAUGUGAAGAUGAAGAUAAGGAAACGUUGUCCAAGUACAAAGUGAAGGUCAAAGAGGGCGAUGAAGAGAUUGAUGAAGAGGUCAAAAUCGACACCGAGAAACAAACUGAGACUUUUCACAUUCCAAAAACGAAAUCUUCCAGCGCAGGAGAAGUGGACGAAAUCUUCGACUUUAAAAGAAACUUGGUGAUGCGCCGACUGCGUGAACAAAAGGCCUGUUUCUUGAGUGAAUCAACUGAAAAUGCUCCAAAGCCUAAAGACCUCAAAAAGGCACUUGACAAGCAAAGCGCUUCCGGUUCCUCGAAAUCUGUCAAUUCUACAGACUACGAGUACGAAGUUGUUGGCACUGUGAAUGAUCGUUCCACUCUGAGUGAUGAAAUGGCGACUAUGUGCGCGAAGUUCCCCAUUUAUCGCAUCAAGAAGAGGACGAUCACUACGAGUGUGCAAAAAGAAAACAUCCAAGGUGGCAAAAGCAGGAUGAAGAGGAAUCUGUGCAACCGUUGCUACACGAGAUACUAUGUUGUGUGCCGUUAUAAUCCUGUCACGCGCCAAUACGUAUGUUAUUUGAUUAGGCGCAUAAUUUGCAUCUUGGUUAGUUGCUACGGGCGCCGCUGAACGAAGGCCCACGGUCAUUUCAAGAACCAAGAGUUCAUGUGUUUGCAAAUUAAUAAAGAAUGAAAUGAAUCAAGCAAUUCAAA